AUUCUCAAAUAGCAGUAGCAACAACUUAUUUUUUGUGUUACACUUUGAACUUUAGUUUUUUUUUGGAUAAAAAUGGAGGGGGACGAGUCAUAUUCGGACGACGACGAUUUCGUCACUACACAGAAGAGGACAAGGCGGAGGUCGACACAAAAAGUGGUUGAAAAAAACGCUACAUCCACCAAGACUGGUACACCUCAUCCUAGCAAACAUUUGGUCGUGGAGACUACGAGAGCCGAGAACUGUGACGAAGGGGAUUUAAAUCCCCGUGGUACGAAGGAUACAGAGAAGAGAAAGUCGGAAACCGCUACAAGUCUUGCCCGUAAAGACCAGACUUUCCAACCCGUCCCGUGGUCAUACAUUCUUGAUGAGGAGAUGGAAGUGAAGGUGGAAGAGAGGCGACUAAGGGAUGGCAGGGGGAUUAUUCGUAGAGAUGUGGAAUUGUCUGAAGAGUUCCAAAUAAAGUAUACAGGUUCGUCAGAUACGAAAAUUGGCAAAACGGUCAAAGGUGAAGGGGUCGAUCUAAUCAAGACGACGAUUCUGCGGUUAGUUGGAUUAGCGCAGACUGAAACCAACUCGCCUGACCUCGAUAUUUUUGAAGCGUCCCCAGAACUAGUUUCGACCCAAGAGGAACAGGGAUUGACUGCUGGACAGAGGGAGAUUCUCCGCAGAGGAGGUCGUGUUGACGUUGUAGACAAGCCGGGAUGGUUUUUAAUUAUUCACAAGGCCCCCACCACCGGAUUAAUUCAUUUGUGUUUGGAAACACCAAGAAAAAUCAAAGGAAAAUGGGCCUAUGGAGCUUUAAGGCUUUGUACGAAGCCAAAAUGUUACCAGUACAAUUCAACUCUUUCAAAUGAUGUGUUUCCCAAAUGUUCUCAACAUCAACCCUAUUCCUUUUACACCGUGGUGAAAGUGACUGAUUACAAUCGAAGGGACGUGUUGGUGUUUCAACACAUGAAGUGUACACUCUCUGUAGCGCCUAAUGCAUCCAAUCAGAAGAAAGAUGAGGAGAGCGAAUUAUAUAUAAAUCAAUCUUGUUCCUCUUAUACGGGGUGGAAAAAGUAUUGUGCUACAAAGGGCCUGAAAAUUCCACCAAUGCCAAAAAUCAUAUCUAGUCACCACUUUGACAAGGAAGAGGAGGCUCUAAAGAUGCUGUCAUUUGAAUCGACCAUCGGUAUGUUUAUGAAACUCGGCUCCGGAUCUCAACCCAUUAUCAAUUUGGAUGAAUUCACCCCAUUGUGUUACGGAAUGGAGAAUGAGAUCGAUGAGCGACUAAAGGAGUUGGGGAUGGAGCUCAAGAUUCGUCGUCAUUUGUCCAAAGAAGAGAGGGCGGAGAUCAAGUACCCGUUUCUUGGGGAAUAUUUAUUUGGAACAGCAGCAGCAGCAUUACAAAAGCCUGAGAAAGGGAAAACUUUUUUGUAUACCAUCAUGAGUCGGAAUAUGUGGUAUUUUGGGUUGUCUGAUACCCCCGAUUUCAAGGGCCGCUUAGAGGUAAGAGGGGGGACUGAUGGUGCUAGAGAGUACAAACGUAUAACAGAAAAGAGACAGAAGGAUAGGGAGAUAGAAAUAGAAGGAUUGAAACAGAGAAAUAGAGAGUUAGGUAGAGCAGAGGAGUUAUGUGUCUAUCCACCCCCACUUAAGGCUCCCACCAUGACCCCCUACCUUAUCGCCAAGUGUGAGGAUGAAGAUAAGAAGAAAAUCAAGACCAAGACCAUAGAAGCAAAAAUGAUAAUUGCUGGAUAUGUUGCAUAUUUGUUGGGAUUGCGUAAUCCUAUUCGUCCUAAUUCUGAUGUAGGUUACUCAACUAAUAAGUGUGUUUGUUUAAGUUUAGUUGAUUCUACUUCAUGGGGCGAGAUUUGUGAAUUUGUCAAGUUGUUCUGGGGAUUUGAACCAAUGUUGGCGAAGUAUGAGAUAAGUUAAAGUAUGCUGAGAUUUUUUGUAAAAUACAUACAUAAAUUAAAUAAAUUAAAUACGUUUUACCUGUC
Folsomia candida is the source of this 1982-nucleotide messenger RNA. RefSeq lists its product as uncharacterized. The transcript has 4 exons. Lineage: Eukaryota; Metazoa; Arthropoda; Collembola; Entomobryomorpha; Isotomidae. Bases 73 to 1917 code for a protein of 614 amino acids. The record is from RefSeq and is a predicted model, not a curated record.